Lactuca virosa is the source of this 1021-nucleotide messenger RNA. The record is from the annotation of a GenBank genome assembly. Lineage: Eukaryota; Viridiplantae; Streptophyta; Magnoliopsida; Asterales; Asteraceae.
ACCCCCUAUAAUACACACCCUUUCUUCUUCUUCCCUUUCCAUUUCAUUCAAUUCUAAAGAGAGAGAAAGAGAGAAUGGGAUCCGAUGUAGAAUCCGACCCGAUCUCUAUACCAAAGCUCCAGCUCUUUUCCAUGGCACUACCACGCCUCCCUGAACCAUCUGGUAUGCUAACGCCACCGCUUCAAACCUCAGCUUCCGUUCCCUUCCGGUGGGAAGAACAGCCAGGUAAGCCCCGACCUUGCACCGACCUCAUCCUCCACACCACCACCACCGCCGUCAACAGAUGCCUGGAGCUUCCUCCAAGACUAACAAUGGUAGAAUCCAACAUUAUUACAAAAACACCCUCACCCACCACCGUCCUCGACGGUCCAGGAGAUACCGGUGGCGCUGGCAAUGGCAAAUCCAUAUUUUCAUCGUCUUCCUUCAGAUUCGCGAGGGAACGACGUCGUAAAGGGCAAAGACAAGGUUCAUUUGACAGUAACUGUAGCGGUGUUUGGAGUCCCACCGACGAUAGCUCCGGCGGUGGACAUCAGCUGCUGCUUCCAGCUGGCGACAAACAAGAACAGCAGAAGGUUGGUAGAGGUCUUUUUGGAUCCUUCAGGUUAAGGGGAAGCCAUAAACCUAAGGAUGUGAAGGAUAGUUUUGUAAUUUCACCAUCUUCAGUGUAUUCAAUGGACACAGUUUUUUUGGAGAAGAAAGGGAAAAGGAUGAGAAGAAAUUCAAGCCUGUCAAAACUCACCAGGUCACACUUUUGGACAGCGAUAUAUGAAGGAUUUAAGCAAGUAGUUCCAUGGAAGAAGAAACACAAGAAGGAAAGCUUUCAUGUAUGAGAACAUUUGUGUUGAGAUCGAUGUUUGUAUUGGAUUUUGAUGCAAAAUGUGUAUGUAUAAUUAUCGCCAUCAUCUUUAUUUAUAUGUGUUACAAGAAAUUAACACUACCAAGUACCAAGAUAUGUCCAUUGUCGUUCUUUGCAUUUUGUUGUUAUGACUUGUGUUUGAUAACUAGUGUAGUUAACGUUAAU